Messenger RNA from Zea mays, 2248 nucleotides. RefSeq names its product Ectonucleotide pyrophosphatase/phosphodiesterase family member 3. The coding region runs from base 811 to 1896 and encodes 361 amino acids. The transcript has 9 exons. Lineage: Eukaryota; Viridiplantae; Streptophyta; Magnoliopsida; Poales; Poaceae. The record is from RefSeq and is a predicted model, not a curated record.
UCUCUCUCUCUCUCCCCUCCCUGUCUCCCUCCCCCUCUCGGAGUCUCGGUCGUGGCGACGACGACUGGGCAGGCCGACGAGCACCCACCAGGUAUCCCACCCCUUCUCUUCCCUUCUUCCUGCUAUGCGAAUUAGGCGGACCGGCCAAUAGGGCGACCACCCGCCCGCCUGAGAGGCCGUGCGGAGGUUGAAGACGGCUGCGGGCAAGGGAGACGGCGCGCGUUGCUUUUGGUUGCAAGUUGGAGCGUAUGGGCCGUCUGGCCGGAGAGGCGCCCAGGCCCAUCAGCUAGGAAGACCUUAAGCCAGGGCAAACGGCGCACAUCAGCACACCAUCGCAGGUCCGCAGUCGGUUGCGGCGCUCGAAGCGGUGGGCAGGCUCAGGCGCUAGUUCCACGGCCGCGGGCCGCGGCUCGCCCUCACCGCGCCGACGCACCGGCUCCCCCUCUCUCACGUCCCGUGCUUCCACUCGACCCCUCCGAGCUCCGGCUCCUCUCCGCCCCUCCACCCCAACCGGCAACCGGCAGCGCCCCCUGUGGCGCAGCGGCUGUAUCUGCGUCCCUCUCUUGCAGUUGCAGCCCAGCAGCAGCAAAAACAACUCGAGCUCGCUUGUUCUUCUAGGGCCAACCGCAGUAACAGACUAACACUUGCAGUUAGGCGGCUCCGUAGAUUAGUGUCUUUCAUCAGCUCCAGGGUCAAGGUGGCACUUUUCAUCAGAUCAAGGGUCAAGCAGUAGUAUACUGCUCUGUUUUUGAUCGGGAAAAGUAUUGCUCCUAGCCUCCUACAGCUAGUUCUUUUUAUGAUUAAGCUCCAAUGAAGGAUUCUCAGGAUAUUCAGAGCACAACAGAGUUGCAGUCAUCAGCACAGGGUACUAAUGAAGUGCAAAGUCAGCAACCAAACCCGAUGACCACUGAUGCUCCUGCAGGAAAUUCGGGUUCCUUGUCUAUAGCUAGUAAUGACAGUAAGAAGGUGUCUCGCGAAGACAUUGAACUUGUUCAGAAUUUAAUAGAGCGUUGUCUUCAGCUAUACAUGAACAAAGGAGAAGUUGUUAGAACUCUUUCUACUCGUGCUAGAAUAGAACCUGGCUUCACUACUUUAGUAUGGCAGAAACUCGAAGAAGAGAACUCCGAGUUCUUUAGGGCUUACUAUAUCCGGUUGAAAUUGAAACGGCAAAUCAUCUUGUUCAAUCAUUUAUUGCAACACCAGUACAAUUUGAUGAAAUAUCCAGCACCUCCAAAUGUUCCAUUGGCUCCAAUACAAAAUGGAAUUCAUCAUAUGCCAGUUAGCAAUUUACCAAUGGGGUAUCCAGUACUUCCGCAGCCUAUCAUGCCGGCUCCCGGCCAGCCUCACAUGGACCCAAUGGCCUGUGGUCUGUCCAAUGGUCAUGUGGUCAAUGGAAUACCUGCACCAGGUGGUUAUCAUCCGAUGCGCAUGAACUCUGGAAAUGACAUGGUUGUGGACAACGGAGCGCCCGAAGCACCACAUGCUGGUGCUACCGGCAGCGUCAUGUCAUCCGAGAUGGCCGUGAGCCCCUCAUCAGCGGCUUCAAGCAACCAUGCUCCAUUUAUGCCGCCGGAGAUCCCAGGCAUGGCCAUGGACGUGCCAGGCCUAGACUCGACAUUCGGAUCUGACGUAGGGAAUGGACCUCUGCAAUUAGGACCAGAUGGCUCGUCGAGAGACUCCAUUAGAUCCUUGGGGCAGCUCUGGAACUUCAGCCUCUCUGAUCUAACGGCGGAUUUGACGAGUUUGGGAGAUUUGGACGUGCUGGAGAACUACACCGGCACCCCUUUCCUGCCUUCGGACUCGGACAUUCUGCUCGACUCCCCGGACCAAGAUGACAUAGUCGAAUAUUUUGCUGACGCCAUCAACGGGUCUCAGUCAGACGAGGAGAGGUCAUAGCGAAGCUAGCUCAAGGUUUUUCAGGCAGGGCGCAGGGAUGUGUCUUCUCAUGGCCUGCUGCGAGAGAUGCUGCGGCUAAUGUAAUGUAACUGUGCCUUGGGCCCGCGCCCCUGUGUGCUGCGGCAAGUGUAGCUGGUUUAAUUAGACUUUUUUUUUAAUUUGUAGCUGGUUAAUUAGAAUCCUAAUUCUUUGGAAUAAAAAAGUAGUAGCUGGAGUUAUCGGUAAGAAUCGCUGGAUGUAAUGCAAAGCUCGCUCUCACAGUCACAGCUGGGUGACCACAGGAGGACCUCCUUUUUGUUUGUUGUAUAUUUGCUGCUACAGAAGUAAAACGGUCUCAUAGGUCUCAGGCUUA